GCCCGCCCGCGGACUGUCCGUAUGUACCGGAGCGCUGGGCGGACAGCCUUGGGGGGCACCGGCCGCCACCUGAGUGACCGCGGGAGGAGGAUGCUGGGGGAGCCCCUGGGAAGCCCUGCCUGGAUCCUCCUGCUCUGCUGGGGCCUGGCUGCUUGCUACACAGGUGCCAUGGCCUUGCAGCCGCCCAGCAUCACCACCCUGCGGAUGCCAGCAGAGCUUCCUCGCCCAGGUGAGAGUGUGACUGUGUCAUGUGAAGCACUGAGUGAGCUUCCAGAGAUGACGCUGCUCUACUGGCUGGAGAAUGGUUUCUUCGUGGAGAGCCUGCACCCAGACGGGGCUGUGCGUGAGGGGACAGUGCAAGAGGAGCUGCAGGGCUCGGGGUGGGCCCUGCGCCGUGACCUGCACUUCAGCUCCUUCAACAAGCAGCACCUGCACACCAACUUCACCUGCGUGGUGCUCAGUCCCCUCGGUGCCGACACCAGGGAGGUGCAAUGGCCGUCCCAAGCACCGCCCCCUGUCCCUGGGAAGAGUGGGGGCCUGGGCUGAGCCAGGGAGCAGCUCCCAUGCUGGGUGAGCACCUGCAGUGCAGCUCCCUGCUCUGACAGCCCCACACUACUGCAUGCACGUGUGAUACCUCCAGGGAGGCCCGUCUCUGUGACCUGCUUUGGGGACUGUAGGGCCCCACGUGUGCUGGCCCACUGUGAGUGGGGCUCCUGGUGCCCCAAAAUGAGUCAGGAG
Molecule: messenger RNA, 738 nt
Organism: Camarhynchus parvulus
Lineage: Eukaryota; Metazoa; Chordata; Aves; Passeriformes; Thraupidae
Gene: IL18BP
Product: interleukin 18 binding protein
Exons: 5
Coding region: 22-546 (174 amino acids)
Molecular function (GO): interleukin-18 binding
Source: RefSeq, a predicted model, not a curated record